Aspergillus piperis CBS 112811 is the source of this 1929-nucleotide messenger RNA. Its product is annotated as FAD-binding domain-containing protein. The transcript has 3 exons. The record is from RefSeq and is a predicted model, not a curated record. Gene Ontology annotation, molecular function: oxidoreductase activity; FAD binding. Lineage: Eukaryota; Fungi; Ascomycota; Eurotiomycetes; Eurotiales; Aspergillaceae. The coding region runs from base 1 to 1929 and encodes 642 amino acids.
AUGGCUCCUUCAACUUCGUUCCUCGUGGCGCUCGCCAUCGGCACUGCCUCCCAGGCCAGUGCGGCCUCCAAGGCGGUCCCCGUCGCGGCCACAACAGUCCCAACAGCCAACUCUGUGGCCAAUGCUCCCUUCUUCGACAGUGAAACUCAUCAACUUACAGAUGGCGUGCUAGCUCAGCUGCAGUCUACACUGGGCAAUUCUACCGCCCUCUUCGAGUUCGGCCGGAAUACCUCCAUACAGGCCCUCUCAUCAGGCGAGUGCAAGGUCUUCCCUAGUGAUGCAGCCUGGCCAUCCGACUCGACAUGGUCACUAUUUGACCAGCUGCUGGGCGGCACACUCAUCAAGACAGUCCCAUUAGCCGCAUCUUGUUAUCCAUCUUGGCCCGAGUACAAUAAAACUGAGUGCGACUAUGUUUCGGACGACUGGACCAUCUCCUACCUCCAUGCAGCAGAUCCCGCGUCGGUGAUGUGGCCGCUGUUCGAGGGCCGCAGUUGCUUGCCACCCGACCUGACAUCCGAAUCUUGCACGUUGGGGGGCUACAGCAGCUACGCCGUUAACGUAAGCACGGUAGCGCAAAUCCAGCUGUCCGUCAACUUUGCCCGUAAUACUGGUUUGCGAUUAGUCGCCAAAAAUACCGGUCAUGACUUCAAUGGCAAGUCUACUGGCGCCGGAGCCCUCGGCGUCUGGACGCAUCACCUCAAAGACAUCGACUAUUACGAGGACUAUCAGCUUGGCAACUAUAGCGGUCCCGCGGUGAAGAUGGGUGCUGGUGUUCAGGCGUUCGAAAUUUAUGAGAAAGCUAACGAGCUUGGCUUCACUGCGGUAGGUGGCGAGGGCAAGACUGUGGGCGUGGCCGGUGGCUACGUGCUUGGAGGAGGUCAUUCGCCUAUGUCGAGUGUGUACGGAUUGGCUGCAGAUCAAGUGCUGGCACUGGAGGUAGUCCUUGCUGAUGGCCGCUUUGUCACCGUUACCGAGCAAUCAGAUCCUGAUCUCUUCUGGGCCCUCCGUGGUGGAGGUGGUGGUACAUACGGCAUUGUCACCUCCAUCAUCUCUCGUGUCUACCCCAAAGUGCCUGUCACUGUCUCAACCUUCUCGUUCACUACUGGUACCAAUGUCUCGGCUGAUGCCUUCUGGGCGGGUGUGAGCGCGUACAUGAAACGCUUUCCGGUUAACGCCGAUGCUGGAACAUACGCCUACUUCUGGGUCAUCUCGACGGGAACUGACGCGUUUGAGUUCCUUAUGAACCCCUACUUUGCGGUUAAUCACACCGUAGCCGAGUUCAACUCUCUGAUGCAGCCAUGGUUUGAAGAGUUGCAUCACUUGGGCAUCUCCUUCCAGCCAAACACGACCUACUACGACAACUUCUAUGACGCCUGGAACGCGGGCUUCCCGCUAGAGACCGUCGGUUCGGUGACCAUGAUGACCGGAUCCCGACUGUUUCCACGCGCCAAUUUCGAGGAUCCGGCCCGAUUCAACCAGACUGUGGCUGCUUUCCGCUCCACCGUGUCGGCCGGUUACUCCUUGCUGGCCUUUAACCUGAAAGCCGACUUGCUCGAUGGAGUUUCCCCAAGCUCGGCCAACCCAGCCUUCCGCAAGACCCUGAUGCAUGCCAUCACGUCGACCAGUUGGUCAAGCAAUGCCACCAAUGCCGAGAUUCUGGAGGAGAUGGAACACUUCACCUACGAUAUCUUGGGAGAGUGGCGGCGCACUUGCCCGGAGGCGGGCGCCUACAUGUCCGAGGCGGAUGUCAUGGAGCCGCACUUCCAGCAGGCAUUCUAUGGCUCCUACUAUGAUCGCCUGUAUGCCCUGAAGCAAACGUAUGAUCCUACAGGACUGUUUUACGCACCGACUGGAGUAGGUAGUGAGGACUGGAAGGUGCACAGCUCGGAUGGGCUGCCGGAUCAGAAUGGCCGGUUAUGUAAGGUGUGA